AUGACACCAACAUUCAGGCAAUAUCAUCUUCCGGAGCGGAAAGGAUUUGCAUGUCUCGCAAUCAAUGAUGUGCCCAAGCGUCGGCCGCAAUACGGCCAGAUUCUGAUCCGACUCAAGGCUGUUUCGUUGACCUGGAGGGACUGUGCAAUUGCAAAGGGAAUAUACGCUUACCCGGGUGAAUCCUGCGAGUUUCCUGGAAGUGAUGGAGCAGGAACCAUCGAGGAAAUCGGCGAAGGUGUAACAGAGUGGAAAGCUGGCGAUCGGGUGGUGACCACAUUCAUUCAAGACCAUCUUUCAGGGAAGCUGAGUGCGGAAGCUGUGAAGUCGUGUCUUGCAGGCGGCAGACCUGGCAUAUUGGGUGAAUAUGUUAUUCUUCCUGAGGCGGGUGUCGUAAAAAUUCCAGACUACCUUUCUUUCGAAGAAGCAUCCUGUCUUCCGUGCAGUGCAGUCACAGCUUGGAACGCAUUGUACGGAGCGGUGCCUGUUCAACCAGGAGAUGUUGUUGUUUUACAAGGGACAGGAGGAGUGGCCACAUUUGGGCUUCAAAUCGCUCGUGCUGCGGGUGCGGUGACCAUUGUCACAUCUUCUUCGGAUGAAAAAUUGGCCAAAGCAAGAGAGCUGGGGGCGGUACAUGUCAUAAAUUACCGCACAUCUGAUUGGGCGAAGGAGGUGAAAGUACUAACGCAGGGUCAUGGAGCAGAUCAUAUUCUUGAAGUCGGAGGAAUUGCGACUCUGCCCCAGUCUUUCAAGGCAGUCGCUUGGAGUGGGAUUAUUCAUUCCAUUGGACACAUCACGAAUAUGAUUGAUGAUGACGAGCAGGAAAAGCCAAGUGACGCAACAUUCAUGACCAUUGAUCAGCCAUACAUGCUUCGCCGAAUCAUUGUCGGGUCGCGAGAACAAUUUCAUGACUUGAUAGAUUGCUUUGCCGCCAACUCCAUUCGUCCAGUGAUCAACAAGGUUUUUGACUUCGGAGAUGCGAAAGAGGCCUAUGAGUAUCUGUGGAGCUCAUCCCAUGUGGGCAAAGUUGUUAUUUGCAUUCCACAGUGA
This is a messenger RNA of Penicillium salamii, 1047 nucleotides long. The record is from the annotation of a GenBank genome assembly. NCBI's taxonomy places the organism in Eukaryota, Fungi, Ascomycota, Eurotiomycetes, Eurotiales, Aspergillaceae.